AUGUCCAUAACCUGGCCACAAUACCUCUCCUCCCUCCUCAACCCCAACUCUCCCAAAGUCGGCACCAUCGACUUCUCCCAACCCACCCUCACCACCGCACUCCGAGUAUCGUACGCACUUCCUCACCAAACUCUUCCGCGGCAAUGCUACUACGGCUGCUACUUCCUGGCGCUGACCAUCUUCUCCCUUGGGAUCUUGAGAGACCAUCUCUUCAAUGUCGCGUUGGACAAUCAGCCGGUGUACCCGCCCGUGCAACUCCCGUUACUGGGAGCGGUGAGUUUUGCGGCGGGCCAGGUGUUGGUCUUGACCAGCAUGUGGCGGCUUGGGGUUACGGGGACGUAUUUGGGCGACUAUUUUGGGAUCUUGAUGGAGGAUAUGGUGCAGGGGUUCCCGUUUGUGUGGUGGACGGGUGGGAGUCCGAUGUAUGUGGGGAGUACGUUGUGCUUCUUGGGGAUCAGUCUGUGGAAGGGGAGGCUGGCGGGAGUGGCGUUGAGUGGUGUUGUGGCGGCCAUGUAUGUCGUCGCGUUGAGGUUUGAGGACCCGUUCACCGCCGAGAUCUACGCCCAGAAGGCCGCGAAGGAGGCUAAGCAGGAGAAGGGCAAAUCGACAGCCAUCGAGGGAAGCACGAGGGAGCUGCGGUCUAGGAAGAAGGCCUGA
This is a messenger RNA of Cyphellophora attinorum, 657 nucleotides long. Its product is annotated as Phosphatidyl-N-methylethanolamine N-methyltransferase. The record is from RefSeq and is a predicted model, not a curated record. The transcript has 3 exons. Gene Ontology annotation, biological process: phosphatidylcholine biosynthetic process. Gene Ontology annotation, molecular function: S-adenosylmethionine-dependent methyltransferase activity. Bases 1 to 657 code for a protein of 218 amino acids. Lineage: Eukaryota; Fungi; Ascomycota; Eurotiomycetes; Chaetothyriales; Cyphellophoraceae.